UGUGAACUCAGGCUAGGCCUCUGCAAAGCGUUUGUCUCUGGCCUCCUGUCCGACGCGCAGGGCAGACUCUCGGCGCCAGAGCUUCGAUUGAGCAUCGCGAAGCAUAGACAGGAGAGCUGCCGCUGCCGUUGCUGCUCCUGCCACUGCGAAGUAAGAAUUUCCGGAGCGAGACGAGACGAGAGAAGAAUCCCUCGGUCGUCCUGUCGUCUCUGCUACGACUUGAAGAAAAAACUUGACAGCAGCCAGCAGCAGCAUCAGCAGUAGCUGGUGUUUGUAGCCAGCCCGCCAGGGAGGCAGCCAGCCAGCUGCAGAGCUGCGCAGCAGGCGGAGAGAGAGAGAGAGAGAGAGAGAGAGAGAGGCGAGCAGCAAAAGUGAUCUUUGCAGGAGGAGGAAGAGCAUUGAGUCGAUUCACGAACUGAUAAUUGCACUUAAGCUAUCUGUGCUGCAACUGGGUUUGACACACGUUCGUGAGGGAGGGGGAGUGAGUGAAGGAAGGAAGAAGCCAGUGCCCGGAACCUUCGUUAGUGGCUCGCUUGCGUCGAUUGCUUCGGAGUCUCCAGUGUGAAACGUAGUGACUCGUUGCUGGCCCUGAAUCGGGUCUUAGAUUGUUGGCCUGCAGCAUAGUCCUUUGCGUUGUGACUCGUUGCUGGCCCUGAAUCGGGUCUUAGAUGGUUGGAACCUCUAUCAGAAACAGAAGAACAACUUAUCGACGGGUUUGCCUCAGUUUGCCUCAGUCUUAACGGCGCGUCGCAGAAUUCGGAUGGCAUUGCGAUCCCAGGGUCUUCCCGAUCAACACCAAGUCUGGAAUGUCUAUCGGGACAGUCUGAAAGGAUCCUGCCUGGCGUUUAAUUUGAUCUUCCCUCUCGGACUGGACCAGUGGAGGAAGAAAUUUGUCUUCUCAGCUCUCAUCUGAUAGUCCGUAGUGCAGGCAGGCAGGCAACAAACAGUCCAAACAGGUCUGCGAGCUAAUUUUGAGAGUAGCUCUCCCACGUUUCCAAUAGCACGAUCGGGUCCGCCAUCGCAGGAACGAGCUAAUUUCUAGAAAAUAGCGAUCGCCGAAGCGUGCAUUUUUGCGCAACAGCAGCUAGCCAUGAGGCGAUAUCUGGAAUCAGCUAUGGGUGUGCCAGUGUCUACCCCAAGUGGCCAGCAGGCGAUGCCCCCUAUCCAUUACCAUGGAAAUCAAACUCUUAAUGCAGUUUCUUUUGGAUUUAUAGCUACGGCGGUUCUCUUUGCCAUGUUUUUGGUGAUGGCAAUAUUUGAGAGGAUUUUGCGACCUCAUCGUUUGGCUCGCGCCAGUGCGAGAGAUGAAGAACCAGCGGAAUCAAUUCCUGAGACAUCUGUAGAUGCUGAGAAACCUGAAAUCUAUGCGUUUUCAAGCUACUCCAACGCGGUGUCAGUUCUCAUGCCAGGGCACGAUUAUCCGACUUAUUUCGCCCGGCCUAUUCCUAUGCCUUGCAGCCGAGAACGCGCAGUCUGGCCUUCUCACCACGGAUCGAUUGAUGAAUCAUCCCGUUCAUCUGAUUCCGAUUCGUCUGAGAAGGAAAUCGUCACCGAUCUCGGGAGAGGACAAGAGGAGGCUUCGAAUUCAGCAUCUCGUCCAUCAAAGGAGGUGUUACAGGCUGGCGUGGUGGUGGUGAAGGAAAAGGGAGAGUCUUCGUCCCCUGCCUCACCCGAGAAGUCCUAUAUUCAGGACGUUGAGGACGUUGAGAAGGCAGAAGAUGAAACCAUUGCUGAUCCGGGCAGGAUAGAGGUUCGUCAGGAGGCUUACAGGAACUAAUUGCCUUAAUUGUAUAUCGUGUUGUAUAUCAUGUAAUAUACAUGUCCAGAAUCCAGGAGCUCUUUGUGCUGAACGACAAAUCAGAAUGAAGGAGUAACAAAGCCUCUAGAGCGUCCUUCUUCUGGAGCGUCCUGUACCUCAAGCCUCUAGCCUCAAGGAGUAACAAAGCCUCUAGAGCGUCCUUAGGGUUUCAAAACUGAAGAUUCGAAGAAUACCUCCUAGAAUUUUUUAUCUGAUUGUCGAAGAGAAAUUGCCUGGUCAUGGCGAUUUUCUAUACUUGCAACAAUUAGUUGUAAUUCUGAUCAGCAAAUAGGGGAGGUGUGGGUUAGGGAGAUAAGGAAGCUGCAUCGAUUUUCCAAGUGCAUAAUUCGGAAUGCGUGUGGCUCAGGGAGGUAGGAAGUUACGAACUUUGCGUGUGGCACUUGUCAUCAGAAGAAAGCGGGCUACAAUUGGAGGAGUGUCUGUAAAGACGAGAAAGCUCUUCAAUUUCCAAGAUUGUGCAAUCCGUGCAAAUCACCUUCGCCUACGAGUUUAUUACGAGCAACAGUGAUGGUUUGUGAGUUCUCGUUCCAGAUCCAGAUUUAGGUACACAAUGAAAUGGAGUAGAAUAGGAUCAGAAUGAAGCGAAUGGUGGAGUAGAUUAGGAUCAAAAUGAAGGUUACGUGGGUUAUGGAGUAGACAUGUUAAAUUUAAGCGGGUAUGCUCUCUAGAUGAAAAGAGUUCGCUAAACAAUUUUUAGGCAGGUCUGAUAGUCAAAUCAAGGGGAGAGCAGUUUUAGCGGUUCAGAUCGAAACCCAGGAUGUACGAAAUUACAUUGUCGAAAACCAAACCCAACAUGUACGAAAUUACACUGUCGAUCAUGUAGCUUCUCUUUAUUUAUGGUGAUAAAUGGAGCUUUAUGUAUCAGUUUAUUUACGGUGAUAAAUGGAGCUUCAUGUAUCAAUUCUC
Messenger RNA from Marchantia polymorpha subsp. ruderalis, 2725 nucleotides. Lineage: Eukaryota; Viridiplantae; Streptophyta; Marchantiopsida; Marchantiales; Marchantiaceae. The record is from the annotation of a GenBank genome assembly.